This is a messenger RNA of Aureobasidium musti, 2340 nucleotides long. Lineage: Eukaryota; Fungi; Ascomycota; Dothideomycetes; Dothideales; Saccotheciaceae. The record is from the annotation of a GenBank genome assembly.
AUGUCUUCCGAGCAGCCACGUCGCCGAUUCGAUCCGACUCCUGUUGAGACAUCUUCCAAGUCGAAUCGUCAAUCAGCUCAAUCUGAAGAGAACACCGCUCCACGGAAGUUCAACGUCCAGCCAGCCGAGACUACGACACGAAGCAGCAAGGACGGCAACACAAAUGGCCAAGGUGUCAAUCAGCCCUCGCCGAGGCGUUUCAGUCCAACACCCGUCGAGACAAGCACAAAGAGCUCAAGGGAAACACAACAGGCACAACAACCUGCUAGAAGGUUCGCACCAGAGCCAGUCGAGACCAGUGUGAAGAGCAGUAAAGAUAAAGAACAAUCACCAUCACAACCCGCUAGGAGAUUCGCUCCAGAGCCUGUCGAGACAAGCACCAAGACCAAUCGACAGUCGGAUCCACCAGCAGAGAAGCCCAAAUCACGCCUCCUACCACAACCGAUAGAAAUGACAUCCAACAGCAACCGUGCAAAGUCAAAGUCUCCUCAAUCAAAUUCUCCCGCAACAAAGUCUCCCGCAACAAGGUCUCCUGCAACCAAAUCUCCUCAAACGAAAUCUCCGCCGAACGAAGCAGUAUCUCCUUCGUCGCAGCCUCAAGAUGCCCCUGUCGAGAAACCAAAGCGCAAAUUCGCUCCUCAGCUCAUUGAUACGUCGAGUCGAUCUCGAAAGAACUCUGAUGAAAAGCCCUCAUGGUCUGCAAACCACAGAACCGACAUAUCGCCCGGAGAGGAGUCCAGGGUUGCAUACAACAACAUAGGUCAACAGAUCACCAUCGCCAACCGCGAAAACACAACUUCACCUACCGAGUACCCACGAUUCAUUUCGCCCUUUGCUCGCCGAAAAGAGCGUUCCGAUUCCGCUCGCAGUCACUCGUUCCGUAUGCCCGAACUUGAGACUAUCGAAAGCUCCGAGAGUGAGCCCAGUGCGCCACCAAGUCUCUCCACCAGUCCUUCGUCCAACGAUUUCUCGCUCGGAGCAGCCAUGGAGCCAAUGAAUCCUGCAUACAAGCAUGCUACGAGAAUUCGUGAGAGCGUUGAUGAAACCUUUAGCCGCUAUCUUCUCGAGCUUGAGGGGAGAAAGGCUCAGGCGAAGCUCCAAGAACAAGCGUUGGCAGCCUUCCCCAAUUCAGAUAUCCACGAGCCUGUCACACAUUUCAUGGAUGGUGAGAGUGAAGAUGAAGAAAUGGACGAUCGCCCUGCGACAUGGGAGGGCCACGAUGACGAUGAUUUCAUGAUGCAAAUCCGUACGCCGCAUGGUCGUGGCUCAACGCACGGAACAUACGAGGUGCGUGAGAUGCACCAGCACUUUGAAGAGAUGGAGCAAGAGCGCAAGGCUGCUGGUACAACGAGGAGAAAGUCUUCUGUAAAGCCUUCACCGUGGUGGAACCCUGCGGGUCACGACUUUGCUGGCUCCAGCUAUCCUGAUAGCGAGGCGCGAGCAAUGCGCGACAGAGCACGUCCACCCAUGCUUGGUAAUGAUCUGAAGUUCCCUCGCUCUGCUUCACCCGAACCUGCACGUUUCGACGUGACUCAAGGAUCCAAUCAAUUGCGUAGUCAGAUGUGUUAUCUGACUGAGCAGUCUCAAAUAGAAGUCUCGCCAGAAGGACUUUGGGGUGGCAAGAAGACAUCGAGGGACCCUUCUGAACAUCAGAAGUCCGUACANAAAAGUCAGCACACUAUCUACAGUCAGAAGAGCACGACUUCGCAGAACGGCGGUGGACUUUGGGGUGGAUUCUGCGUUGACGAUCGCAAGUCUGGCGAAAAUGGUCUUGCUCCUCCAACAUCUGGCACUCAAACUGGUCUGAUGACACCUGCAGUUGAGCCGCCGAAUCCGUUCGAGUCGGGCUUCAGCCUACCGCCAACAACCAUACUUCCUCAGACNCCCCAAACGCCGCCAGAUAAUGUUGACUUCGCCAAGAUCGACAUUAUUUUGAGUGAAGAUCAGGAUCUGGACGAGGUUAUGGAGCGCGAGUUUCCCGACUCGUUUGUCACACAAGUUUACAACUACCUCUCUCUAGGUUACCCGACCAUUGCUCGAGCCUAUGAUGAGGAGUUGUGCAAGAUUAGCCAUAUCCCUAUCUCUGAUCUUCGACAUGACGAUGAGAUUGCCAANAAGACGCCUCGUGGGUACAUCCGCUUAGGCGAGGACUUUGAAGGCAGAGGCGAUGGCACAGAUCAAUUGCUCGAGGAAGGUGGCUGUGCGAGAUGGACAGCGCUCAAGAAGUACAUUCGCGAAUGGGCACGCCAGGAAAAGAACAUGGUCAAGACUGGCUCAUCAGGCACAGGUCUGGGUGGUAACUGGGGCACUGGAGCUAGAAGGGGAAGUUGGGCAUGGUAG